Molecule: messenger RNA, 3418 nt
Organism: Osmerus eperlanus (European smelt)
Lineage: Eukaryota; Metazoa; Chordata; Actinopteri; Osmeriformes; Osmeridae
Gene: fem1a
Product: fem-1 homolog a
Exons: 1
Coding region: 181-2034 (617 amino acids)
Molecular function (GO): protein binding
Source: RefSeq, a predicted model, not a curated record
CAUAGACCUGUCAAACAACACAAACCCCAUCUUGACGGCAACCUCAAAAUGGCAGGAAAAUGCCAGGGAGAAAACGAGCCACGGACAAGCUGUCUUUGCGGGUUUUAAAGAGGCAGCUCCUUCCUCGCAGUUCUAAAAACAUAGCUAGGGGGUAGAUGGCAAGCGUCGAAAGACGGUAAAAUGGAUAUAACGACUGCGGUUUUCAACGCGGCCAGAGAUGGUAAGCUGAAACUUAUCCAGAAGUUGCUGAGCAACAAAAGUCCCGAAGAGUUAGAGGCUCUUGCCGAGGAGAAAACACAGGGAGGCACCCCCCUCUUAAUCGCUUCUCGUUAUGGACAUUUAGAGGUAGUUGAUUACCUCCUUGAACAUUGUAAAGCUAAUGUGGAACUCGGAGGUUCGGUCAAUUUUGACGGCGAGACGAUUGAAGGGGCCCCGCCAUUGUGGGCGGCUUCUGCGGCCGGUCACCUCCCUGUGGUCCGGACGCUACUCAAACACGGUGCUUCUGUGAACAACACUACGCUGACCAACUCAACUCCCCUUCGGGCUGCUUGCUUUGACGGCCACCUAGAGAUUGUUCGUUACCUGGUGGAGAAUCGAGCUGACAUGGAGGUAGCUAACCGCCAUGGUCACACCUGCCUAAUGAUCUCCUGCUACAAGGGCCACAAAGAAAUUGCCAAGUUCCUCCUGGAGAGAGGCGCUGACGUUAACCGAAAAAGUGUGAAAGGCAAUACUGCUCUCCACGACUGUGCAGAGUCUGGUAGCCUGGAUAUCAUGAAAAUGUUGCUGAAAUGCAAUGCCCGCAUGGAGAGGGACGGCUAUGGGAUGACCCCCCUCCUGGCCGCCAGCGUGACAGGCCACACCAAUAUAGUGGAGUACCUCGCCCACCAGCCUCGCUCCUCCAGAGAAGAACGCAUCGAUGCACUCGAGCUCCUCGGGGCAACCUUUGUGGAUAAGAAACGUGAUCUCCUGGGGGCCAUGAGAUACUGGAGGAGGGCUAUGGAGUUGCGACAGCCCGGGGACAAGGCUGGACUGCUGGCCAAGCCUCCUCCGGGCCCCCCGGUGCCGGCUUACGACUGUGCGCAGGAGGUGAGCACGGCAGAGGAGCUGGAGGCUCUGAUCACAGACCCAGACGAGAUGCGGAUGCAGGCGCUGCUGGUCCGCGAGCGCAUCCUGGGCCCCUCUCACCCGGACACCUCCUACUACAUACGCUACAGAGGGGCCGUCUACGCCGACUCUGGCAACUUUGAGCGCUGCAUCAGCUUGUGGAAGUACGCCCUGGACAUGCAGCAAAGCAACUUGGACCCCCUCAGCCCCAUGACUGCCUCCAGCUUCCUGUCCUUCGCCGAGCUCUUCUCCUUCGUCCUGCAGGACCGGGCCAAGGGCACCCUGGCCACGCGGGUCACCUUCCACGACCUGAUGGGCGUCCUGGGGAAGAGCGUGAGGGAGGUGGAGCGCGCCGUGGCCCAGAGAGACAACCCCCCCGAGGCCCCCCAGUUCACCAAGGCCCUGUCCAUCAUCCUCCACCUGGUGUUCCUGCUGGAGAAGCUGGAGUGCUCGCCCGAGCAGGAGCACCAGAAGAAGCAGACCGUCUACCGCCUCCUCAAGCUCAACCCCCGCGGCCGCAGCGGCUUCACGCCCCUCCACAUGGCGGUGGACAAGGACACCACGUCCGUGGGCCGCUACCCCGUGGGCCGCUUCCCCUCGCUGGCCGUGGCCUCGCUGCUGCUGGAGUGCGGCGCCGACGUGGACUCGCGCGACUGCGAGAACAACACGCCGCUGCACACGGCCGCCGGCAACGGCUGCCCGGAGAUCAUGGCCCUCCUGGUGCGGGGGGGGGCCCACUUCGACGCCACCAAUGCGCAGCGGAAGACGGCGUACGAGCUGCUGGACGAGCAGAGCAGCGGGCACACGGCCCUCUACCCGCUCAACUACGUCAGCCUGCAGUGCCUGGCGGCGCGGGCCAUCGAGAGGCACAGACUGCCCUACAAGGGCCUCAUCUCGGAGGAGAUGGAAGCGUUCAUCGAGCUUCACUGACCCCCCCACCCCCCUCCCACCCUUCCUUAUGUCCCUUAACCAGACACCCUGGGACUGUCCCCCGGGCCUACCCCACAUCUCUUUAUUUACUCCCCCUGCCCCCCCCCCCCCCCCCGCUCCAUCCUUCCAAAAGCAGACUGUCUUUGACCAAAACACCGUAAUAAACCAGCUGGCGACUGCACACACACUGACACAGGGCUGGGGGGGGCUGUCUGGUGGGGUCUGGAGGCCCAAAUGUGGUCAGGUACCUUGAAACACAUGGACACUAUUGAAGUGCUUGAUUUCUGUUUGCUGUUUUCUGGUGGGUAAAACAUUGGACUUGCUUUGGGUUUUGUGUAUCGUUUCCAUUCUUCCUCUUUUCCCCUGGUAAGAAGAGAGACUGUCAUCAGUGUGGCCGUGUCUGAGUGGUUGGGUGGGGCUAAUUGUUUUUGUGGGAGUGAAAAAAAAGACAUGGUGAUCUGGUCAACUGCAUGAGGGAUGAAGAGUGAGUAGGAUAGCUUGUUAGUUACAAAGUCUUGCGUUGCAGGUUUAUCAGUAAGCCUCCUUUGAACCAAUGAAGCUAUGCUUGGCUGCCUGGUAUUCUGUAGCCUAGAUUUUUUUUUUUACCAUCAACCUUGCAUUAUUUAACCUCCCUCCCCUACCUUACACAUGUAAAGGAGAGGGUUAACACAGUGUGCCAAAUAUCAGCUUUUCCUUUUCUCCUUUUAGAAAGGGAGAAGGUGAAAACCUACUUAACUUGCGCAUGGGACUGACUGUCAUAACGGUACUACUUUAGUGUGGUCUAUUUUAGCCUAGCCUUGCGUACAUGUCCUAGGUCUUGUAGAAUGAGUGUGUUUGCGUUACAUCUUGGUCCACCCCUGGAGUAGUCCCAGGGGUGGGCAGCAAUUAGCUCCAGAACUAUGAGGAGUUUUUAGGCCAUAAAGAGUAGGCUAAUCCUACUCUAAAGUGACAGGUCAGGCUUAAUCUGUAUAGUCUCAGGCAAUCCUCUCCUUGGUCCACACAGAAACAUUGGAAUCUAUGCAGUGUGUUUGAUAUCAAAUGAGAUGAUUAUAAUUUAUUAUUAAUAAUCUCAGAUGCAUGUGGUCUCCAACUGCACCUGCAUCGUAGUCUUAUUUUGUUUUUUAUUGAUCUCUCAGUUAAAUUUAAUCCUGUUUUAUCAUAAAUUUGUUUACUUUUUUCUUGUUUGUCUGUUCCUCUGUAAAACCCCAUCAGAUUGAAUGCACUUUGAAAUGCUCUGAAUCCUAAAACACGGCUUUACAUCCAGGCUUAUGGACUCUCACAGACGAGCCUAUCUCUCUCAACUGGUUGAUUAAUUUAACUGAUGAUAACUUCAGAACAAAAAACUGUGUUGGAGAUACUUGAAUAAAAUUCAGUAUCACGGCAA